UCACUGGAAUAUGAAGGCAGCCAUGUUGGCUGCUGACUGAGCGAACGUCACGGAACAGGGGGGAGAGAGAAAGGGAAAGGCCGGAGCGGGACGGCAGAGGCAAUCCGCAUUCAUCCGCUGCUCCAACUCGCUCGGAGAGUGGUGGGCACUGCACAACUGCCAUCAUGAGUGGGGGUACUCCUUACAUCGGUAGUAAAAUCAGCCUGAUCUCCAAGGCAGAGAUCCGAUAUGAGGGGAUUUUGUACACCAUCGACACCGAGAACUCGACCGUCGCUUUAGCCAAAGUUCGCUCUUUCGGAACAGAGGAUAGGCCUACGGACAGGCCAAUACCACCUCGUGAUGAAGUAUUCGAGUACAUCAUAUUCCGGGGCAGUGAUAUCAAAGAUCUCACAGUGUGUGAGCCACCAAAGCCUCAGUGUUCUCUGCCUCAGGAUCCUGCUAUUGUUCAGUCUUCACUUGGCUCAUCCUCAAGCUCUUCUUUCCAAUCUGUGGGUUCCUAUCCACCGUUCAGCAGAAUGCCAGCAUAUAGCCAGUUUGGGCCAAGCCCGCUAGUGACGCAGCAAUACAAUGCAGUUGGCGUUGGAGGUCCCUCGUCAUCUUUCAACAGCAACAAAACCAGCUUUGCAUCACUUACACAGACCAGCUCACUGGCUUCGACCGUCAAACCUGAUACAGGUUCACUGAAAUUGCAGUUAGCUUUUCAGGGCCGAUCGAGCCCAAAACUGGAUUCAAUGAGGAAAAGUCCAACAAUGGAACAAGCAGUGCAGACAAAUACUUCUCAGGGCCCUGUGGGCAGGAGAAGUCCUGUACUAGCCAGACCUCUGCCCUCAGUUCACCAUCACAAACCAACAGAUUCUCAUGAUGCAAGAAAAGUUUUUGAAUCUCAGAAAGUUCUACGGCCAGAAAGUGAUCUCUUCAAGAAUGAAAAUCGGGAACCAAACAGGAGGCCAUCAGGUAGUAAUGUGGAGCUAGUUGACAGGUUUAAACAAGGUACAAUGAAGUGCCAAGAACAAGAUGCAUUUAGAAAAGCCAAAACCAGCAAUGACUGUUUGGAGUUAGAGAAACAUGGCGGUCAGGCUGUCAGGCGAGGCCGUGGUGGGAGCCGAGGAAGGGGAAGAUUCACUGUAAGAAGAGACGGCCCAAUGAAGUUCGAGAAAGACUUCGACUUUGAGAGUGCGAAUGCACAGUUUAACAAAGAGGAGAUUGAUAGAGAGUUCCAGAAUAAGCUGAAAUUGAAAGAUGAUAAACAACCUGAUAAAACAGAGAAGGCUGUAAAUGGUGAAGAUAAAGGUGACUCAGGGAUUGAAACACAAAACAGUGAAGGAAAUGCUGACGAAGAUGAUACUUCAGGACCGAAAUGUUAUUACGACAAAACCAAAUCUUUUUUUGACAACAUUUCCUGUGAUAAUGAAACCAGCUAUUUCUCUUCCAGAGAUCGGAGACCCACUUGGGCUGAGGAGAGGCGGAUAAAUGCAGAAACAUUUGGAAUACCACUGCGUCCGACACGUGGCCGCGGGGGCUUCAGAGGACGAGGAGGUUAUGGAUAUCGGGGAGCACGGGGCCGUGGAGGAAGAGGGAACUAUGGGCCUCCCCGUGGUGGUUAUCGUGGAGGAUUCAGAGGAGGGCGUGGAGGAGGCAGAGAGUUCUCAGACUUUGAAUACAGGAAGGACAAUAAAGUUGCUGCAUAGUAUGCAAGCUGGAUUUCCCAGAAAAAGGACUUUAGAUCUACGCAGUCCAGAGAAUUUGUUUAGUUUCAAACUUAUUUUUGACAGCAAAAGUGAAGAAAUUAAUUUGCUGUACACCUGUCACCAGCACUGGUAUUUAUGUGCUUGACAUCAAAAGGGGGAACACGCAAUAUCUUGUUGUGCAGAAGGUUCGUCUUUACAAUGUUGAGCAUUAAAUAUUCGUCUUUGAAAUAGCAGAAGGAAAUUUCUAAAUGUAUAGAUACGACUAGUAUGUUGGAGCUUUCCAGUAUUUUUGCAUUGAUAACGAGAGUGAUUUCUUAUUACUGAAAAUGUUUGAUAAAAAUGCUGUCAGUUGCAAGAAAUACUGUAUGCAGCUGACCAUCUACUGUGAUUGCAGUCUGACUGAUACUUUACAGGAAGCUACAUUGAAAGCUAUUCAGAUUUAUUUUUUCCAUGGAAUGAUAAAACUUAGCUUUAAUCUGCGUAGGACAAAACAUAAUACUUAAUGCGCGCUGGACUCUUUUUAUUGAGAAAAAAAUGGGAUCAGAACAUCUUUCAUGACAGAAGACCCCAGAGAUGCCUCUCCUGAGUCACAAAACUUUCUGGUGUCUGUCAACUGUUCUUCAUUGUUUUAUGAAACAGAAUUUUUUCAUUUCGAACAAAACAAGUUAAAUUUGUAGCCUUUUUAAAUUGAGUAAAUUUAGUUCUGAAAUAUACAAAGCAAAAAGGGAUCCAAAGAGGAAGAAUUUUUGAAUUUAUAUAGCCAUGUGAAACUAACUUUGAACUUCACCAUUGAUAUGUAAUAUAUAGUGUAUAGUUCAUACCUUCACAAGGUCUUACCCAUAAAAUAGAGCUUGAUCAUAUGAAAUUAAUUUUUUUGUCACUGUCAUUUUUCAUUUUCCAUCUGGUUCUUUGCUACACUUAUCACAAUAAUAAAGUAACUAUACACUAAAUAUUAUUGAAAAACUAAGUAAUGUCAGUGAGUUUGAGGAUGUAAUUCAGCCACUUAGGUCUUUGUUCUAUUGUUUCAUAAUAUCCAAGUUGCUUGAUCUGAAUUACACUCUUAUUACUUGCUGUGGAUCUGAUCUAUUUACUUGAAAUAAAUUAUAGACUUUGGACAGGUUGGGGAGCAGGUUUGGGGGGAGGAGGGUUGCACAUUUGGAUAUUUGGCUUGAACUGAUAACCCCAGGUAAACACAGGAGAACUAACUCCAGGCCUGGCUUAUGAUGACAGUGCCCCUCCCUCUGAGUAUAAUGCUUUGGAAUAGUGUUAGAAAGGUUUGUGUUUUGCAGAGAGUGGGGUGGAAGCAAUAUGAUUUUUGAGGGUCUCGGAUGUGAGGGAAUACCCUUCUCUUUACGGGCUACAGAACUCCCAUCAGAGAAAAGUCAGCUAAAACAUAACCCAUCUAAGACUGCACUAUAACCAUUUUAGAUUUGGUGAGAUACAACCUUGAUCAAGUGUCAUUGACAUACCAUCAGAACAACACUUGCAAAAAAACCGCAGCAAAUUACAUUUAGCAGCAGCUCAUUGACACUUUUCCGAUUCUGACAAGCCAUUUUCUUUUAAAGGAUUAGUUCCAAAUACAGUUGUGGGAUUUCAGUUGAUGCAAACUACUUUGACCAGUGAUUGCUUGGUAAAAUGCUGUGAAAAUCCAAGCAGAGGCAGCAGAUUGGUGAUUAUACACGACAGUUGUCAAUAUCUUUACAUUGGUUAUGAGUCUCCCUUGCUGUGUUCUAAAUUAAACAAAACGCUACAUAUGUUAUGAAGAUAUAACAUUUCAGCACUUUUUCUCCCACUUUGAAUGUUAACCACGUGCUGCUGUUGACUUGAACUAGAGAAUUACAGCACAGUAUAUUUUGUUUCCCCCACUGAUUUAACAUGAGUUUUUUUUGCAAUAAUGAGAAAUAAAAGGUUGUCAGAAAA
Messenger RNA from Chiloscyllium plagiosum (whitespotted bambooshark), 3608 nucleotides. RefSeq names its product LSM14A mRNA processing body assembly factor b (gene lsm14ab). NCBI's taxonomy places the organism in Eukaryota, Metazoa, Chordata, Chondrichthyes, Orectolobiformes, Hemiscylliidae. The record is from RefSeq and is a predicted model, not a curated record. Gene Ontology annotation, biological process: cytoplasmic stress granule assembly; P-body assembly. Gene Ontology annotation, cellular component: P-body. Gene Ontology annotation, molecular function: mRNA binding.